Messenger RNA from Hipposideros armiger (great roundleaf bat), 3947 nucleotides. It is a transcript of the gene U2SURP, whose product is annotated as U2 snRNP associated SURP domain containing. Lineage: Eukaryota; Metazoa; Chordata; Mammalia; Chiroptera; Hipposideridae. The transcript is spliced from 27 exons. Gene Ontology annotation, cellular component: nucleus. The coding region runs from base 1677 to 3539 and encodes 620 amino acids. The record is from RefSeq and is a predicted model, not a curated record. Gene Ontology annotation, molecular function: RNA binding. Gene Ontology annotation, biological process: RNA processing.
UCCCACUAGGGUGUGAGCUCCGGAGGUGGCGCGAACAGGUCUUUGCCCACGGAGCGCGGGCCCCCGAGUCCGCUCCAGACUUCUUUUCUGAGUCGAAAUAAAAGUUCCUUCCCAGCUGACCAGUGCAUUUCUUCUUUAAGGAGCCGUUCCCUCUUCGCCCAGAAAAUACAACCGGCUCGCACCUAUCAAGGGUUGGUGGUGGGAAGAGUAAAAUGUCAGCUGGCCCUGAAUGCCAGAACAAGAAGAUUCUUUAAAUUCCUGGGUCCAGUGACAUGACCAGCAACGGAGACAACCAGAAAGACCAGCGUAGUGGGCGGGGCCGGGGAGAUUAGCGACGCCGGAAGUCACGAGGUGCUGCGGCGCUCCAAUUCCCCAUCUCGGUAGUCGAGUAUUCAGCCUUGCGGGCGCUCUGGCGGGCUCCGCUAUGAUCCACUCUUUCGGCGCUCGACUCGCCCGCGCUGCCGCCGCCGAUGAAGGAGGGGCAAGACUCAAGAUGGCGGACAAAACGCCAGGCGGAUCUCAGAAGGCCAGUUCAAAGACCAGAUCAUCAGAUGUUCAUUCAUCUGGAUCUUCAGAUGCACAUAUGGAUGCAUCUGGACUCUCAGAUAGUGAUAUGCCAAGUCGGACACGACCUAAAAGCCCAAGGAAACAUAAUUAUAGGAAUGAAAGUGCCCGAGAAAGCCUUUGUGACUCUCCUCAUCAGAGUAUUUCAAGACCUCUUUUAGAAAACAAACUUAAAGCAUUCAGUAUUGGAAAAAUGAGUACAGCUAAGCGAACUUUAAGUAAGAAGGAGCAAGAAGAAUUGAAGAAAAAGGAGGAUGAAAAGGCCGCUGCUGAGAUUUAUGAGGAAUUUCUUGCUGCUUUUGAAGGAAGUGAUGGUAAUAAAGUAAAAACAUUUGUGCGUGGAGGUGUCGUUAAUGCAGCUAAAGAAGAACAUGAAACAGAUGAAAAAAGAGGCAAAAUCUAUAAGCCGUCUUCAAGAUUUGCAGAUCAAAAAGCUCCUCCAAGUCAGUCAUCCAAUGAAAGACCGCCGUCUCUUCUUGUGAUAGAAACCAAAAAACCUCCACUGAAGAAAGGGGAGAAAGAAAAGAAAAAAAGCAAUUUGGAACUCUUCAAAGAAGAAUUGAAACAAAUUCAAGAAGAGCGUGAUGAGAGACAUAAAACAAAAGGCAGGUUAAGUCGAUUUGAGCCUCCUCAGUCAGAUUCUGAUGGUCAGCGUCGUUCCAUGGAUGCACCUUCAAGAAGAAACAGAUCAUCUGGUGUUCUUGAUGAUUAUGCACCUGGAUCACAUGACGUAGGAGAUCCAAGCACUACUAAUUUAUACCUUGGCAACAUUAAUCCACAGAUGAAUGAAGAGAUGCUGUGCCAAGAAUUUGGAAGAUUUGGACCAUUAGCCAGUGUGAAAAUUAUGUGGCCAAGAACUGAUGAAGAAAGAGCAAGAGAGAGAAAUUGUGGUUUUGUGGCCUUUAUGAAUAGAAGAGAUGCUGAAAGAGCUUUAAAAAAUUUAAAUGGAAAGAUGAUUAUGUCUUUUGAAAUGAAGUUAGGUUGGGGUAAAGCUGUGCCUAUUCCUCCACAUCCAAUAUACAUCCCACCUUCUAUGAUGGAACACACGCUUCCCCCACCUCCAUCAGGACUUCCUUUUAAUGCGCAGCCUAGAGAGCGGUUAAAAAACCCCAAUGCUCCCAUGUUACCGCCGCCUAAAAACAAGGAGGAUUUUGAGAAGGAAUUUGCUCGCCCUGAUACAUCGCAUGAUAGAGUUUGUUGUACGCGAAGGGCCAAUGUUUGAAGCUAUGAUUAUGAACAGAGAAAUCAACAAUCCCAUGUUCAGAUUCUUAUUUGAAAACCAGACACCAGCCCAUGUUUACUAUAGGUGGAAGCUUUAUUCUAUUCUGCAGGGAGAUUCUCCAACUAAGUGGCGGACGGAAGAUUUUCGUAUGUUCAAAAAUGGAUCUUUUUGGAGGCCACCCCCAUUAAAUCCAUACCUGCAUGGGAUGUCAGAAGAGCAAGAAACAGAGGCUUUUGUAGAGGAGACUAGUAAAAAGGGAGCACUUAAGGAAGAACAGAGAGACAAAUUAGAAGAAAUUCUGCGAGGGUUAACUCCAAGGAAAAAUGAUAUUGGAGAUGCGAUGGUUUUCUGUCUCAAUAAUGCUGAAGCUGCUGAAGAAAUAGUGGAUUGCAUUACUGAGUCACUGUCCAUCUUAAAGACACCCCUUCCCAAAAAGAUUGCCAGAUUAUAUUUGGUUUCUGAUGUUUUGUAUAACUCUUCAGCCAAAGUUGCCAAUGCUUCAUAUUAUAGAAAAUUUUUUGAAACAAAGUUAUGUCAGAUAUUUUCAGACCUCAAUGCUACAUAUCGUACAAUUCAAGGCCAUUUACAGUCUGAAAACUUUAAGCAACGGGUAAUGACCUGCUUCAGAGCAUGGGAAGAUUGGGCAAUUUAUCCAGAACCAUUUUUGAUCAAACUACAAAAUAUUUUCUUAGGACUUGUAAAUAUUAUUGAAGAAAAGGAGACAGAGGAUGUACCAGAUGACCUCGACGGUGCCCCCAUCGAGGAGGAGCUGGAUGGGGCACCUCUAGAAGAUGUGGACGGAAUUCCUAUUGACGCUGCUCCCAUUGAUGACCUCGAUGGGGUCCCUAUCAAGAGUUUUGAUGACGAUCUCGAUGGAGUGCCUUUAGAUGCGACUGAAGACUCAAAGAAGAAUGAGCCUAUAUUUAAAGUUGCCCCAUCAAAAUGGGAAGCUGUAGAUGAAUCUGAAUUGGAAGCACAAGCUGUAACAACUUCUAAAUGGGAAUUAUUUGACCAGCAUGAAGAAUCAGAAGAAGAAGAAAAUCAAAAUCAAGAAGAAGAAAGUGAAGAUGAAGAAGAUACUCAAAGUUCCAAAUCCGAAGAACAUCAUUUGUACUCUAAUCCGAUCAAAGAAGAAAUGACUGAGUCCAAGUUCUCUAAGUACUCAGAAAUGAGUGAGGAAAAACGAGCUAAACUUCGUGAAAUCGAGCUCAAAGUUAUGAAGUUUCAGGAUGAAUUGGAAUCUGGAAAAAGACCUAAAAAACCAGGCCAGAGCUUUCAGGAGCAAGUAGAACACUACAGAGAUAAACUUCUUCAACGAGAGAAAGAGAAAGAAUUAGAAAGAGAACGAGAAAGAGAUAAGAAGGAUAAAGAAAAAUUGGAAUCUCGAUCCAAAGACAAGAAGGAAAAAGACGAGUGUACUCCAACAAGGAAAGAAAGGAAAAGGCGACACAGUACAUCCCCUAGCCCAUCUCGCAGUAGCAGUGGUAGACGAGUGAAAUCCCCAUCACCAAAAUCGGAGCGGUCAGAGCGUUCAGAAAGAUCUCAUAAAGAGAGCUCACGGUCCAGGUCAUCUCACAAAGACUCUCCUAGAGAUGUUAGCAAAAAGGCCAAAAGAUCACCAUCUGGUUCAAGGACACCUAAAAGAUCUAGGCGCUCACGGUCUAGAUCUCCUAAAAAAUCAGGGAAGAAAUCCAGAUCCCAGUCCCGGUCUCCACACAGGUCUCAUAAAAAGUCAAAGAAAAACAAACACUGACAUACAUUUUUAAGAUGCUGUCACUUAUUGGAAAUGCGAUUUUGUUUUGUGCCUGAACGGUCUGUUUUUUUAAAAAACUAAAAAACAAAAAAUCAAAUGAAAGAGCAUUCCUGGGGUUUUUGUUUAUUUGUUUGUGAAUGCAUGUGUAAACUCAUGAGUAUCUGCAUCUGUAGACCUGUCAUUGUUUUUUAUUGUAUAAAUUACUUUCGUUGUGGCUGUUUCUCAAGAUGAAAUUUUUAUUGUGCUAAUGAAUUUCAUCAGCAAUGUGUAUAAUGGAUCUGCUGGCAGUAGUAGUAUUUUGUUUUAGGAUGUUGUGACUUAGCAAAAAUGAUACAGAUGUCUUCCCCCCUUUUGUAGCUUUGACAAUUUGAAUUAGAUUUCAAAUAAAAUCUGAACAGAAAACUGUAA